GGACCUCCGUGGACGGCAAAGCCAGCAGCGAAAGCGGGCCGGCGAAAGGCAGCGAGGAAGCCAAGGGCCGCUUCCGUGUCAACUUUGUGGACCCGGCUGCCUCCUCCUCGGCGGACGAGAGCCUGUCGGAUGCGGCGGGGCUCGGAGGCGACGGGCCCAACGUGAGUUUCCAGAACGGUGGGGACACAGUGCUGAGCGAGGGCAGCAGCCUGCACUCGGGCGGCGGCGGCAGCGGGCACCACCAGCACUACUACUAUGACACCCACACCAACACCUACUACCAGCGCACCUUCGGCCACAACACCAUGGACGCCGUGCCCAGGAUCGACCACUACCGGCACACAGUAGCACAGCUGGGCGAGAAGCUGCUCCGGCCCAGCCUGGCGGAGCUGCACGAUGAGCUGGAGAAGGAACCUUUUGAGGAUGGCUUUGCAAAUGGGGAAGAAAGUACUCCAACCAGAGACGCUGUGGUCACAUAUACGGCGGAAAGUAAAGGAGUUGUGAAGUUUGGAUGGAUCAAGGGUGUAUUAGUACGUUGUAUGUUAAACAUUUGGGGUGUGAUGCUCUUCAUUAGAUUAUCGUGGAUUGUAGGUCAAGCUGGAAUAGGUCUGUCGGUCCUCGUAAUAAUGAUGGCUACUGUCGUGACAACUAUCACAGGAUUGUCUACUUCAGCAAUAGCUACUAAUGGAUUUGUACGAGGAGGAGGAGCGUAUUAUUUAAUAUCUAGAAGUCUAGGGCCAGAAUUUGGUGGUGCAAUUGGCCUGAUCUUCGCUUUUGCCAAUGCUGUUGCAGUUGCUAUGUAUGUGGUUGGAUUUGCAGAAACUGUGGUGGAGUUGCUUAAGGAACAUUCCAUUCUUAUGAUAGAUGAAAUUAAUGAUAUACGAAUUAUUGGAGCCAUUACAGUGGUGAUUCUUUUAGGUAUCUCAGUAGCUGGAAUGGAGUGGGAAGCAAAAGCUCAGAUUGUUCUUUUGGUGAUUCUGCUACUUGCUAUUGCUGAUUUCGUCAUAGGAACAUUUAUCCCAUUGGAGAGCAAGAAACCCAAAGGUUUCUUUGGUUAUAAAUCUGAAAUAUUUAUUGAGAACUUUGGACCAGAUUUUCGAGAGGAAGAGACUUUUUUUUCUGUCUUUGCCAUCUUUUUUCCUGCUGCAACUGGUAUUCUGGCUGGAGCAAAUAUCUCAGGUGAUCUUGCAGAUCCUCAGUCAGCCAUACCCAAAGGAACACUCUUAGCCAUUUUAAUUACUACGGUGGUUUACGUAGGAAUUGCAGUAUCUGUAGGUUCUUGUGUUGUUCGGGAUGCUACUGGGAACAUUAACGACACUAUUGUGACAGAGCUAACAAACUGUACUUCUGCAGCCUGCAAGUUAAACUUUGACUUUUCUUAUUGUGAAAACAAUCUUUGUUCCUAUGGCUUAAUAAACAACUUCCAGGUAAUGAGCAUGGUGUCAGGAUUUGCCCCAUUGAUUUCUGCAGGUAUCUUUUCAGCCACUCUUUCUUCUGCAUUAGCAUCCCUUGUGAGUGCUCCCAAAAUAUUUCAGGCUCUGUGUAAGGACAACAUCUACCCAGCUUUCCAGAUGUUUGCUAAAGGUUAUGGGAAAAAUAAUGAACCUCUUCGUGGUUACAUCUUAACAUUCUUAAUUGCACUUGGAUUCAUCUUAAUUGCUGAACUGAAUGUUAUUGCUCCAAUUAUCUCUAACUUCUUCCUCGCAUCCUAUGCGUUGAUCAAUUUUUCAGUAUUCCAUGCAUCACUUGCGAAAUCUCCAGGAUGGCGUCCUGCAUUCAAAUACUACAAUAUGUGGAUAUCCCUUAUUGGAGCAAUUCUUUGUUGCAUAGUGAUGUUUGUCAUUAAUUGGUGGGCUGCACUGCUGACAUAUGUGAUAGUCCUUGGGCUGUAUAUUUAUGUUACCUACAAAAAACCAGAUGUGAACUGGGGAUCCUCCACGCAAGCCCUGACUUACCUGAGUGCGCUGCAGCAUUCCAUUCGUCUUUCUGGGGUGGAAGACCAUGUGAAAAACUUUAGGCCACAGUGUCUUGUUAUGACAGGUGCUCCAAACUCACGCCCAGCUUUGCUUCAUCUUGUUCAUGAUUUCACAAAAAAUGUUGGUCUGAUGAUCUGUGGUCACGUGCACAUGGGGCCUCGAAGACAAGCCAUGAAAGAGAUGUCCAUUGAUCAAGCUAAAUACCAACGGUGGCUUAUUAAAAACAAAAUGAAAGCCUUUUAUGCACCAGUACAUGCAGAUGACUUGAGAGAAGGAGCACAGUAUUUGAUGCAAGCUGCUGGUCUUGGGCGUAUGAAACCAAACACACUUGUCCUUGGAUUUAAGAAAGAUUGGUUGCAAGCAGAUAUGAGGGAAGUGGAUAUGUAUAUAAACUUAUUUCAUGACGCUUUUGACAUACAAUAUGGAGUAGUGGUUAUUCGCCUAAAAGAGGGUCUGGAUAUAUCUCAUCUUCAAGGACAGGAAGAAUUAUUGUCAUCACAAGAGAAGUCUCCUGGUGUCAAGGAUGUGGUACUAAGUAUGGAGUAUAGUAAGAAAUCAGAUUUAGAUACUUCCAAACCAUCUGGUGAAAAAACUAUUACACAUAAAGAUGAGGAAGAGGAUGGCAAGACUCCAACUCAACCACUGUUGAAAAAAGAAUCCAAAGGCCCUGCUGUGCCUUUAAAUGUAGCUGACCAAAAGCUUCUUGAAGCUAGUACACAGUUUCAGAAAAAACAAGGAAAGAAUACUAUUGAUGUUUGGUGGCUUUUUGAUGAUGGAGGUUUGACCUUAUUGAUACCUUACCUUCUGACUACCAAGAAAAAGUGGAAAGACUGUAAGAUCAGAGUAUUCAUUGGUGGAAAGAUAAACCGAAUAGACCAUGACCGGAGAGCGAUGGCUACUUUGCUUAGCAAGUUCCGGAUAGACUUCUCCGAUAUAAUGGUCCUAGGAGAUAUUAAUACUAAACCAAAGAAAGAAAACAUUAUAGCUUUUGAUGAAAUGAUUGAGCCGUACAGACUUCAUGAAGAUGAUAAAGAACAAGAUAUUGCAGAUAAAAUGAAAGAAGAUGAACCAUGGCGAAUAACAGAUAAUGAGCUUGAACUUUAUAAGACCAAGACAUACCGGCAGAUUAGGCUAAAUGAAUUAUUAAAGGAACAUUCAAGCACAGCUAAUAUCAUUGUCAUGAGUCUCCCAGUAGCACGAAAAGGUGCUGUGUCCAGUGCUCUCUACAUGGCAUGGCUAGAAGCUCUGUCUGAGGACCUACCGCCAAUUCUCCUAGUCCGUGGGAACCAUCAGAGUGUCCUUACAUUCUAUUCUUAAACCUUCUACACAGUGGACAGCCCUUCAGAUGGUACUUCAUUGCCUAGUGAAGUAAUUGAAAUCUUCAGUGACACGUUAACAUCACUAUGGCGAACUGUGACUUUUCUUUCACUAUUUCAUUAAUUUGAAAGCACACAGGGAAGUUGUUCCAUUGACAUGUGAUGGAGACUUCAGUUUUAGUAAUGUAUCUCAGUUUUAAUGAUGAUUCCUUGUUGUUGGACUAAAGCUCACGAGAGUAAAGUUUUCCUUUGCUACUUGAAUAGCAAUAAAAGUGUGUUAUUUUUUGAUUGAUGAAAGGAAUACAAAAAGCCUUUAGCCUUGAGGUGCCUUCUGAAAAUAACCAAAUUUCAUCCAUAUAUCCUCUUUUAUAAAUUUGUAGAAUGUCAAACUUUGCCUUCAGCUGUUAUUUUUAUUUCUAGUCUCUACCACCUUAAAAUAAAACGGACACUGCUUUUCUUCUUCCAUUGAACAGUUAGCGUUGAGUACUGUAUGUUUUCGAUUAUUUUUGUAAAGGUAUAGGUUAGAUAUUAAAGGUGAGAGCUAGGGAAAGUUAAUGAAAAAAAAAAAA
This is a messenger RNA of Miniopterus natalensis, 3861 nucleotides long. It is a transcript of the gene SLC12A2, whose product is annotated as solute carrier family 12 member 2. Gene Ontology annotation, molecular function: ammonium channel activity; sodium:potassium:chloride symporter activity. NCBI's taxonomy places the organism in Eukaryota, Metazoa, Chordata, Mammalia, Chiroptera, Miniopteridae. The record is from RefSeq and is a predicted model, not a curated record. Gene Ontology annotation, biological process: chloride transmembrane transport; potassium ion import across plasma membrane; cell volume homeostasis. Gene Ontology annotation, cellular component: apical plasma membrane.